GAUGUGCUGAGGCUGGAGUAGCCACCAUUUUGCAUGUCUAGUGUGUUCCUCCCUCCAUUGCUAAUAGAGACGAUUCCAGUCAUUUUCUGGCAUCACUACGGCUAAGAAUGCCAGCUCCGAUCAGACUGCGGGAGCUGAUCCGGACUAUCCGGACAGCACGGACCCAGGCAGAGGAGCGUGAGAUGAUCCAGAAAGAGUGUGCAGCCAUCCGCUCGUCCUUUAGAGAGGAAGACAACACAUACCGUUGCAGAAAUGUGGCAAAGCUACUUUAUAUGCACAUGUUGGGCUACCCGGCACACUUUGGGCAGCUGGAGUGCCUGAAGCUCAUUGCGUCCCAGAAGUUCACUGACAAACGGAUAGGUUAUUUGGGAGCUAUGCUGCUGCUGGAUGAGAGGCAGGACGUCCACCUACUAAUGACAAAUUGCAUUAAGAAUGACUUGAAUCACAGCACACAAUAUGUGCAGGGCCUGGCCUUGUGCACUUUGGGCUGCAUGGGUUCCUCAGAAAUGUGUCGUGACCUGGCAGGGGAGGUAGAGAAGCUGCUCAAAACAUCAAACUCCUACUUGAGGAAAAAAGCGGCGUUGUGUGCAGUUCAUGUCAUCAGGAAGGUUCCAGAACUUAUGGAAAUGUUCCUUCCAGCCACAAAAAACCUGCUGAGCGAGAAGAAUCAUGGUGUUCUUCAUACAUCGGUUGUCCUCCUCACUGAAAUGUGUGAAAGAAGUCCUGACAUGCUGGCCCACUUCAGAAAGAAUGAGAAGCUGGUUCCACAGUUGGUGAGAAUCCUGAAGAACCUAAUCAUGUCUGGAUACUCUCCUGAGCAUGAUGUGUCAGGCAUAAGCGACCCUUUCCUGCAGGUGCGGAUAUUGAGACUACUGCGAAUUUUAGGCAAGAGUGAUGACGACUCCAGUGAAGCAAUGAACGACAUUCUUGCACAGGUUGCAACAAACACAGAGACAAGUAAAAACGUAGGCAAUGCAAUCCUGUAUGAGACUGUACUCACAAUAAUGGAUAUCAAGUCUGAAAGUGGACUGAGGGUCUUGGCCAUUAACAUACUAGGUCGCUUCCUUCUUAACAAUGACAAAAACAUAAGAUACGUGGCAUUGACAUCCCUACUAAAAACAGUACAGACAGACCAUAAUGCAGUGCAGAGGCAUCGGAGCACCAUUGUGGAUUGUUUAAAAGACCUGGACGUGUCCAUCAAGAGACGUGCGAUGGAACUGAGCUUCGCCCUGGUGAACGGCAACAAUAUUCGAGGCAUGAUGAAGGAGCUGCUCUACUUCCUGGACUCCUGUGACCCGGAAUUCAAAGCAGACUGUGCAUCAGGAGUCUUUCUAGCUGCAGAGAAGUAUGCCCCUUCCAAAAGAUGGCACAUAGACACCAUUAUGAGAGUCUUGACAACAGCAGGAAGCUAUGUGCGAGAUGAUUCCGUUCCCAACCUCAUCCAGCUCAUCACUAACAGUGUGGAGAUGCAUGCCUACACAGUACAGAGACUCUACAAAGCGCUGCUUGAUGACAUCUCACAGCAACCUCUAGUGCAGGUGGCGUCCUGGUGCAUAGGAGAGUACGGGGACCUGCUAGUGUCUGGACAGUGUGAGGAGGAGGAGCCCAUCCAGGUGACUGAGGAUGAAGUUCUGGAUGUGCUGGAAGGCCUCCUGGUGUCCAACUUGUCCACACCUGUGACCCGGGGUUAUUCCCUUACUGCCAUCAUGAAGCUGUCUACUCGCUUCAGCAGUGUUAACCGAAUCAAGAAGGUGGUUUCCAUAUAUGGCAGUAGCAUCGAUGUGGAGCUUCAGCAGAGAGCUGUGGAGUACAACGCGCUUUUCAAGAAAUACGACCACAUGAGGCCAGCUCUCCUCGAGCGAAUGCCCAUUAUGGAGAAAACUGCUACUAAUGGCCCCACAGAGAUUGUACAGACAAAUGGGGAGGCAGAGCCCUCUGCUGUGGAACUAAAGCAUCCACCACCUGUCACCCAGCCAGCCAACCAGGCUAAUGAUUUAUUAGACUUGCUUGGUGGCAAUGAUGUGGUGCCGGUAAUCCAGACCACGAUGCCCACCAAGCCAGCCUCAUCUGGAGGAGAGCUGCUUGAUCUGCUGGGUGACCUCUCGCUAAGUGGAGGUCCAGCCCCUGCUCCUGCUCCCUCUGUGCCCACUUCCCAACCCUCUUUCCUCUUGGAUGGCCUCUCCUCCCAGCCCCUGUUUAAUGACAUUGCAGCUGCAGGUAUUCCUCCGAUGACGGCAUACAACAAGAAUGGUCUGAAAAUAGACUUCACAUUUGAGAGAGCUAACCCCAAUCCAAACAUCGCAGUCAUCACCAUCCAUGCUUCCAACUCAACAGAGGCAGAUAUGACAGACUUUGUUUUUCAGGCUGCAGUACCAAAGACAUUCCAGCUGCAGCUCCUUUCCCCUAGCAGCAAUGUUGUCCCAGCACUCAACCAGGGAACUGUCACACAGGUCAUCAGAGUCCUCAACCCACAGAAGCAACAGCUACGAAUGAGGAUCAAGCUGACGUACACCCACAAAGGCUCGCCUGUGCAAGACCUGGCUGAGGUUAAUAACUUCCCCCCUCAGUCCUGGCAGUGAUGAGCUGCUUCUGUUGCUCUUAAAAGCCCCCCCCCCCCCACCAAGGGAACUAUGAAAACGAUUUUCCUUUCACCUCCCUCCUUUCUUCCAACGGAUCCCCCUGUGACGUCACUGCAGACCGCUGCCCUUGAGUUGCAUGGGAAGCAGCAGAGCAUCUAACACAGGAGAAAAAUACAGAUGUUACGACGACCCUAUUGACUAUUGACAUCACCAGAAUAAUUGGGAAAACAUAUCAAUCAAUGAACUUUCUCUUUUCUUUCUUAAUUGGUUUCCAUGAUCUCUUUGCUUAUUAGUACUAUUUUUCACAUACACCCUCCACCCAGCACCAUUACCACCCACAAAAGCACAUAUGCACACCAUUCACUGUGGUACGCUUUACCACUCAAAUCACUGUAGAGAAAACGUGUUGCUCAUUACGAGCACUGCAGUAACCAUAGUUUUAUUUUAAAUUAUAAUUAAACUAAAAUGCUGUUGAAAAACUUUGGUCCAUGGAUAUUCAUGAUUGGCUUUGCAUUCAGACUUUUUGUAUGAACCUUCGGUCCUAUGAUGGCAGCAGUAAAAGCUUUGAAAGGUCUAUUUAGUGUAUUCACAAGCUUCUUGGAUAACCCCUUUUUUGACCCUCCAUAUCAUGAAUGAUAUAACUUGUCAGAGAGUUGUAUUCAUUUUGAAUUACAUUAAUUUGCUUAAAGCAUGUUUGAACAUUGUUAGGAUCACAAUCACACCUUGACUCAAGCUUGGAGGGAAUUUCCGGUUCUGGUAGUAGAUCUCUUUAUCCUAUGUUUCUAUAGGAAGUAGUCUACAUUUGUUUUGUCACAAUGAUAAGAGCAUGAACAGAUCCAGCAUGCCCAGUUUGAUCACCUGUGGGCAGCUUCAGAGAACGUGCUCAGACUUUCCCACACAGGUCUCCUGAAGUCAUCUCAUCUGUAGCUUUAGUUUUAGAUGUGUAUAUUAAAUUCAACGGUUAAUUGCUUUGCAUAGUCUGAGGAUGUUCAUUCAUUAGGAUGGAUAUAAUCCAAGCCUGACAUCGAUCUGAAGACAAGUUGAUUGCAUUUGUGUUGGGGAUCUAUGUUUAAACCUUUCUUGCAUCUGUGUCCUCACAGUCUAGCUCGCAAUUUAGAUACAUCUCGGAUUUGUUUAACCUGGUUGAACUUAGUCACCAUGCACAUACAUGUAAAUGAAGCUUGUUAUGAAUGUAGUUACAUGCACUGAAUGCUUUUUUUUUUUUUUCCCUCAAGUCUUCUUUUUCAUGGCUGUCUUCUGUGAUGGGGACACUCAUCUUAUUGGCACUAUUUUUGUGAAACUGUUUUAUUUCUGCAGUAAUUUGACUUAAUUAUUUAUGCCUGAUAUCAAAGUGAUGUGCCUUUCUGACUUAGCUAGAUAAAAGCCCCUGAACUAUUGAGUUCUGUAUGAGCUUUGUUUUGUAAGUCUGCUUGUGUGCUGAUCGUGUUUUCAAUCUGAGAGAAGUGGUUCUGAUGGAUUUGAACUGGUAUAUCACUUCAUUCAAUAAGUUUUUGCUUUUUUCAAUUCUAUAUCUCAUAAUGAAUUAAUUGUAGUUACCCACUAAUACUGACCUACCCGGAUGUCUUCAGAAAUGUCAUUUUUGUCUUAGUCUUGACAAAAACUUAAGGAAUACCUACACAAUCCUGACCAUUUUCCCCUAUACUGUGUGGCAGACUGUCCAUUAAAAAUGCCUGUUGGAGUCCUAAAAACAAAGCAAAUCUCAAAGACUGUGGCAGCUAAUAGAUGUAAACUUUUCAUAAGCUGGCAUCAAGGUUUAAAAGUGUUUUAAAAAAAAAAAAAAAAAAAAGUAUAAAUGUUCUACUGAAGUGAAAUGUCAUUAAGAUUUCCCUCCCGUCAACAAACUUUGAAGUGUGAGUUCGGAUCACCUGGAGAGGUAGAAUAGAAUAGAAUAGAAUGCCUUUUAUUGUAUAGGUACUGGGACAGGUUGUUCUGUGGUGACUGUUCGUAUGAUUUCUGGGCUCUCAUCGUCUCCAAAUCAGAAUUCUGACCAUGCUGUCGGGGACAGUAACCUUAUUACCUCACAAUGUUCUCUCUUUCUGUUAACUUUCAGUGGCAGUAGAUUGACAGCUUUGUUUAGUCAUGAAUUUGCAAUCAAGAGGAGCAUCUACAUGUGAGAAACUAAUGGUAGUUUGUACAUCUCAUUACCUAACGAGCUUAGCAGCCCUACGAUGCUGUGUUGAGAUCCUCAGAUGUUCAAUCAGGCUGUAUACUUCUUUUCACUAUGCUUCACACUAUCUUCUAACUUCUGUGACCAAAUCAGAGAGACUAUUAGCUUUGGAAAUAUUUUUGAGCUAUGAUAUGUGUAUAUGGAGAAAAUUAUUUCAGUUUAACUUUUUUUUCUGUUGUUGACAAAUGCUAUAUUGGCUUUUUUUCUGUACAUAUUGAGGGCUUUUACAAUUUUGUCUCUUGUACUAUCUUUCAUCCUUUUUUUAGAUACCAUUUUCUAAAAAAAAAUUCCAAUUAUUCACAAUGUAUAUUGUCUAAAUAGAGCUAGUCAGCAUUAGUCUAUUAAGACUUCCCUGUAUCAUCACUCAUUCACUGUAAAAGAUAUAUGAUCUGCUGCCUGUACAUUGUAUAUAGUUGUAAAACAAACUAAAGCUGAUCAAAUUAAAUAAAACCCACAUGAAGACUUAAAAGAUUAGCUAGGAAGAAUAAUUGUAUGCAUAUAUGUACAAAACAGAAUCUUAAAAGGGUGCAAUUGAGCUGCAUUUGAUUUACUAUUCUUCAUCAGAUGUGUCAUCGUUACUUCUUGUACAAAGAUAGUUGGUUAGUCCUUAGACUACUUGAUGGGGUUCCUUUUGGACGUUGAGAUAAGGGUUGAGUCUGUCUUUACAGAUGCUGUCUCAAUGACGUACUGUACUACUGAGAAACCUAAGCACAGUGCUGCACAGCGGCAGAAGUGGCACCUUACUUCAUCUGCUUCCCUGCCCCGCAAACACCUCAUGUAUCUAUGCCCUCCUUUGAAGAGGAACAGGCUUCUUGCUAAGAUAUAACUCUUCCCUCUGGCCUUAUGUGUGGUUUAGUGUUCUACGCUCUGGACAGUUCACAUCACUUAAACCUUCUACCUACAAACAGAUCUGUGAAAUGAUGCCCCUUGGUUUUUGGCGUGUUUGCUCUCAUUGGUUGCCUGGUUAUCUUUUUGUCUGCCAUGUAGCACCUUCCUAAAAGCGUCAUGUCUCAACCAAGCAAGGCCAUUACUAGUGCCACACAAGGAGGGUUUUAACAAUACUGAUAUAUAUUGUUUCCCUUUAUGGCCAGUAGGUUUAAGUUGGAAUAGAGUUUUAUCAGGACAAGAGCUGAUUCAUUUUUCUUUUGUGUGUGUGUGUGUGUGUGUGUCCAAAGUGGAUCCAGAAAUGUAUGUUGGAGCAGCAGCACCCUUCCCUGGGUCUGAGCUGUAUAGGGCUUUCUUUUGGCUUCCUUUCUUUCCUUUCGUCCCUGAUCGCUGGGGUUAUUUGCCUCUGCAUGGCACAUCUUUCAGCUUCUCUUUACAGUCUCUAAUAUGAAAGGUGGGGCUGCAACCCAUCAUGUCAGAUUAAUCUGAGCCCUCACUAUUUUGGCAGGAAAUGAGGGAAGAAGGCAGUGGAUCAGUUCUUUUUCACUUAAGAUCUUUUUGAUUUUGUGUUUUUCGGAGCACUGUUUUUACCAUCCCCAAAACAAACCUGGGACAAGCCUGUGCCACAAGCUAAUAACCACAAGGGGGAGCUGUGCAAAACGGAAGGCUGACGGGAUGGGAAAGGAAGUUUCAUGCAUCUAUUCCUGAAUGUUUAUGUUGGUGUUGUUUGUAUUGUCUUAUUCAACCAGUAUGUACCCUUGUUAAUCACAUCCGAUCAGUUCUUUCAAUGAUACCGUAAUCCAUGCAGUUUUAUAUGUACAAAUGGAAAUGAACCCAACAUAAGUGCUUUGGACAGUGUAACUUAAAUGGACGAAAAGAGACGGAAACAAAUACCUAUCAGCGGUGUGAUCAGCGUUUGAAGUUAUAUUACUCUGUGUGUGUGUGUGUGUGUGUGUGAGAGAGAGAGAGAGAGAGAGAGAGAGAGAGAGAGAGUGCGAAUGAGAGAGAGAGAAAUAACCAUGUCUGAGAGACGGUGUGUGACAUGUCUUUUAUCUAGAUAGGACAUGAUUUUUUUUUGGCUGCAAUUUCAACUUUCAGCUUCUGAGCUGCAUGUGGAAAAAAAAAUAACAGUGUAAAUAAUGUCAUUUCUACUCUUGACCUGAGAUUCUUUUUGAAAUGCAAGAAAAGUUCAAAUUAUAAAAUCUGUCACACCACCUUCAUGGGUCAGGACUAACAUGUACAGUAGGAAGUUGUUGAGAUAGUGCUCACAGUACUGUUAAUGUUUUUAAGAGGCUGCUGAAAGCGCACGUCCAUCGUUUGGAUUAAUUGGAUAAUUGAUUUUUGUGUUUUUAUUUGUUGGGGGUGAAUUCAGUGUGUAAAGGGCUUGGGAGAACAUCUGGAGUAUCACCAUGUUCACUUUUCUUGUUUAAUCAAAUAAAAAUGCAUCCAUUGUAUUUUGAAAACAAAAUCUGUUUGUAACCCCCCAGGCCUGUCCUGACUGUAAAACAAUAUGGUAUCUGAUUAGUUGGGGCGGGGGAGGGGGAAGGUGGAGGCAUGAGGUUCACUUUUUCCAGUCAAGUUUGACAUGAUGAACUGAACCCCAGUUCCAUGGCUUCAAGGUGAGUGUGAAUGUUAGACUGAAAGUAUGAAAUGAUGAUUACAGAUGAAAAGUUGUAAACUAUUAAAUGGGAUAUUUUCAAUUUAUGCUGUGUAUUCUUGUCUUUGGGUUGGAGAAAAUGAUCAAGCGAAUAAAGAUUCAAAUAAAAAUCUA
Molecule: messenger RNA, 7423 nt
Organism: Toxotes jaculatrix (banded archerfish)
Lineage: Eukaryota; Metazoa; Chordata; Actinopteri; Toxotidae
Gene: ap1g1
Product: adaptor related protein complex 1 subunit gamma 1
Exons: 24
Coding region: 108-2579 (823 amino acids)
Biological process (GO): intracellular protein transport; receptor-mediated endocytosis; Golgi to vacuole transport
Cellular component (GO): membrane coat; Golgi apparatus; AP-1 adaptor complex
Molecular function (GO): clathrin-cargo adaptor activity
Source: RefSeq, a predicted model, not a curated record